Molecule: messenger RNA, 1305 nt
Organism: Penicillium subrubescens
Lineage: Eukaryota; Fungi; Ascomycota; Eurotiomycetes; Eurotiales; Aspergillaceae
Product: putative phosphatidylglycerol specific phospholipase
Exons: 1
Coding region: 1-1305 (434 amino acids)
Biological process (GO): phospholipid catabolic process
Molecular function (GO): hydrolase activity, acting on ester bonds
Source: RefSeq, a predicted model, not a curated record
AUGACACUCACUCUUGCAUUCAUCAUACUCGGCCUCGGCCUUGGUGCCGUGGGUCGACCACAUGCUUCGGGCAUGAAAAACAUCAAGAAUGUUGUUGUGCUUGUGCAGGAGAAUCGAUCGUUUGACACCCUCGUAGGUGGUCUUACUUACGACCCAAACAUCGAUGGAUUGGUCAACAGGAAGUAUUGCAAUCCGGCCAACGUCUCCGAGUCAAGUUCAGAGGAGGUGUGUGCGGCCGGCAUCGCGAAAAACGUCGCGUCGGACGAUCCCGAUCAUACUAUCACGGGCGGCAACAUGCAAGUCUUUGGCACUUAUCACCCAGAGGCAAAUGCAAAUUCGGCCAUGAGCGGAUUCGUGACCGAGCAAAGCUAUAUGUAUAGCUUACAAAACAACAUGAUGGAGGCGGCUGAGGUGAUCAAUUACUAUCAGCCUGAGCUUGUCCCCGUCACGAAUGCUAUGGCAGAGAACUACAUACUGUUCGAUCGCUGGUUUGCGGCUAUUCCUGGACCAACAGAUCCAAAUAGAGCAUACCUGACAUCCGGAACAUCUUACGGUCAUGGUGACAAUGGAGAGGUGUUUUACAACUCCGGAAUGCCCCAGAAGUCGGUCUUCCAGCAGUUGUCUGAGAAGAACAUCACCUGGAUCAACUACCAGAAUACAACCGACAUCGGACCAUCGAGCUUCCCUCCUGAUGCCAUGUUUUAUCAAUGGACUGCCAAGUCUGGAAAAGACAAAACUAAUGUACUUCCAAUCGAUCGCUUCUAUACAGAUGCCAAGGCUGGGAACCUGCCCCAAUUCACCUGGAUUAACCCGGAAUGUUGUGAUUACAUGUCAAUGCACCCGAAAUCUCCCAUCAACAUGGGCGAAAAUUUCAUGAAGGGCAUCUACGAGGCCUUGCGAAGCUCGCCACAGUGGAACCAAACCUUGUUCAUUAUCACUUGGGAUGAGCAUGGAGGGUUUGCCGACCAUGUUCCCCCGCCCACUGGCGUUCCUGCCGGUGACAGCCUCACCUACACAGAGAAGGCAAGCGAUGGACAGAACUAUACUUUCCAUUUUGACCGUCUCGGUGUCCGAGUGCCGACGCUGUUGAUCUCUCCUUGGGUUGAGAAGGGUUUGGUGCAGAACAAGCCGACCUCCGGCAACAAUGACUUUACUCACACCUCGAUUCUUAAAUUUGUGUCUGAGCUCUGGGGCCUGGAAAGCCUCACUCCUCGAGUUGAGUGGUCCCCCUCAUUUGGGAACUUGAUCACCAAUAAAUUCCGAGCAGACACCCCAGAGACCUUACCAAAUGCAGCGGGAUAUUGA